AUGUCCGACAGGUUUGAUGGAAUAAUCAAAGUGCCUACACAGCAUCCCCAUUUUAAUUAUCGGAAUUCAAAUUCCGCAUCAGAGAGUUGGUCUGUAGGAAAUUUACCAUGGUAAUAUAUUUUCCACGCCUUGUUGUGAUUUCAUAUGAACCUAAACUUUCAGGUUUCUCAGUUCAAAAUGUGAACUUCUGAAUAACAAAUGGUGUUUGAGAAGUGUCAUUCUCUCUUGUGACAAUGAGAGUAGCUUCUGGGAAUGCGAUGCUGAAGUUGAGAUCAGUUUCCAGACAACAGCUUCAAAAAAAUGCAAACAUGCAAAAAGUCAAAAAUUAAACGCAGCCUUGAAUUGUUUGGAAUUUCCCACUAAUGUUGAAUUGUCAAAUAUUCCAACGAAUAAUAAUCAACUAACUAUUCAAGUUUCAAUGCUAUUAAAAAACAUUACUGGCUUUUUAGAAAAACGAUGGAUUGAUUUCAAAUUUUAUAAUAAAUCGCCAAAAAGUGAUGUUACUUUUGUGAUCGAUGGAACCAAAUUAUAUGCCAACAAGACCUAUUUGGCUAUUCAUUCACAAGUAUUUGAAUCAAUGUUUUCUUCCAAUUUCAAAGAAAAAUCAGAAACCGUGAUUGCUCUUGAAGAUAAUCUUGAUGACUUUGUCGAACUAUUAGAAUUUGUUUAUCCUUGUGGUAAUCCAAUUAAUGGAUCAAAUUACGUUGGUCUGAUGAAAUUAGCUGAUAAAUAUGCAAUGACUCAUGUUAUGUAUGAUUGUGAGAAAUAUCUUAUCGAAACGAAUGAAGUAAAUGUUAUUGAGAAAUUGGUUAUAUCAAAUCAAUAUUCAUUACCAAAACUACAAGUAGGUUGAACUUGUAUUUAUCAUGAAAAUUUACUAUCUUAGGGUGCUUGUUUCAAAUCAUUUACGGAAAUCAAACAAAUUGAACAGUUGAAACAAAGUGAAGAGUAUGAUUUAUUGACUGAUUCAACAAAAGCUGCGAUACUCGAAAAGGUUUUCAAACUGUUGAAAAAUAACCGUUGA
Molecule: messenger RNA, 1024 nt
Organism: Caenorhabditis angaria
Lineage: Eukaryota; Metazoa; Nematoda; Chromadorea; Rhabditida; Rhabditidae
Source: the annotation of a GenBank genome assembly